AUGUUCCCUCUCAAACUGGUGUUCAGAGUGGGCACCCUGCGUUUCGCCGGACUUGGCAGGCCCUCUGUCUCGGUGACACCAAAGCGAACAGUCAAGACAUCGAUCGUCGACUGGAAACCUAUGAACUCCACUAAAAUGGACCUAAGAAAGGCCGAAAACAAUGCCAAACACAGAUUUUUCCGCGGCACCCUUUUUGGCUUGAUGAUUGCGAUGCCAAUUAUCAGUUUUGCUUUGGGUUGCUGGCAGGUCAAGAGACUACAGUGGAAGGUGGACCUUAUCAAAAAGGCGGAGUUUCAACUAGCGGAGCCUCCCUUGAAUGGUCUCCCUGCUGAUCUAGAUCCAAAUGCGAUUUCGCAGUUUGAGUUCAGAAGAUUCCGCAUCAGGGGCCAUUUCGACUACUCUCAAGAGAUGUUCCUUGGCCCCCGUAUCCGAAAUGGUGAAGUGGGAUAUUUGGUCAUUACACCAUUUGUGCGUGCAUCCGGAGGAAAGCCAAUAUUGAUUGAGAGAGGCUGGAUUCGUAAAGCCAAAGUGAUUCCUGAGACCCGCUCUCAUGGCUACUUGUCCCACUUGGCCAUGCCACAGAACGAGAUUACCAUCGAGGCCAUGUUCAGGGUGAUGCCCACUAAGUCUAGCAUACAGCUCGACCAUGAGCCCGGAACAAAGCUAUUCUAUGUCCAUGAUGUUCCUACAAUGGCAGAACAGUCGGGCGCCUUGCCUAUAUAUGCCCAGAUGAUGUAUUCCUUGAGGGACCAGCCAGACUGGACUGGACCAGAUGAUCAACCAGCCAAGGGAUGGUCUCUCUUUAGCAAGCCUGCGGAUAAGAAAACAAAUUCUCAUUUGCCUGUUUCUGAUGCUGACUCGACGUUGGAGUGGCAGGAAUUGGAGUUCAACAAUCAGGGUGUUCCUAUCGCUGCUGUGCCAAAAGUCAACUUCACCAACAACCAUUUCCAAUAUUUGAUUACAUGGUUUGGAGUUUCACUUGCCAGCAGUUCGCUUUUGGCAUACAUUGCGUAUAAAAAGAAGACCUUGGGAAGUGCUGACAAGCUUCAAAAGGCCAAAUUGAAGAAUUUCUAA
Australozyma saopauloensis is the source of this 1074-nucleotide messenger RNA. It is a transcript of the gene SHY1, whose product is annotated as Shy1p. Gene Ontology annotation, cellular component: mitochondrion; membrane. The coding region runs from base 1 to 1074 and encodes 357 amino acids. Lineage: Eukaryota; Fungi; Ascomycota; Pichiomycetes; Serinales; Metschnikowiaceae. Gene Ontology annotation, biological process: mitochondrial respiratory chain complex IV assembly. The transcript has a single exon. The record is from RefSeq and is a predicted model, not a curated record.